Messenger RNA from Spodoptera frugiperda (fall armyworm), 2293 nucleotides. RefSeq lists its product as uncharacterized. The transcript has 7 exons. Gene Ontology annotation, molecular function: peptidase inhibitor activity. NCBI's taxonomy places the organism in Eukaryota, Metazoa, Arthropoda, Insecta, Lepidoptera, Noctuidae. The record is from RefSeq and is a predicted model, not a curated record. The coding region runs from base 93 to 2108 and encodes 671 amino acids.
AAUUGGGAAGAAAAUUAGAAAGUUUAUGGAUCGUGACCGAUAGAUGGCGUUGUUUUUAAUUGAUGUCUUUAAAAAAGUCAGACGAUUGAAGGAUGUUGAUGUGUAUGGUCGCGUUUGUACCAAUUCUUUUAUUACUGAACGGCAUAGACACGACUUUAUUGGAGCCGGCGAAGCAAUGUGUGCCCACUACGUCAGUUCGAGGUCCGUGUCACCUCUGCGUUUGUUCCUCUGAGGGAAUCUUCCACUGUCGUCCCAAGGAGUGCGAAGAGGAUGACGCACAGAGCAACGAAGCUACAGAAGACUGCCAACCCAACAAUUUAUAUCGAAUCAACAACAGAUUCUGCACCUGUAGCAACGACGGCUACUGGGAAUCCGAGAACUGCGAAGAGGAGUUCCACUAUCUCCACCCAAAAAAGGGCAUUAACAACUAUUACUUAAGAACCAGUGUCGCGUGCACACCCAACGAAUACUUCCUCAUAGAUUGCAACCUAUGUCGAUGUUCCCCCAAAGGCAUCAUCGAUGUAACUUUAUGCACUAAUAGGUACUGUGGCCAAGGACAUAAGGCUGAUAUUUGCGCGUACGGCGACGUCCUACGCACAGAAAACGAACUGUGCUCUUGUAGCGACAUCAACUACUACAUAGACCGCCUUUGCAUAAGAAUCUUAAAUGAACCGAUUCAAAUUGUACCGACUAGAGAGAUUAUGAAAUUGGAUGAUGUUGGAAAAACUAGGUCUGUUUUGAGGGUGGAUUGUAACACAGAUGCUGUUUAUGAAGUCAAUUGUAACAAAUGCCUUUGUAAGAACGGUGAUCUGGUGUGCACUGAUGCAGUUUGUGAGCAUAAGAAAGGAGCUGUGAGGGCUGAAAAGAAGAAUGAGAUAGAGAUUCUACCUGAACUGAAGAGUGUAGUUGGCGCCGUGUGUCAGCCCGGGAGGAGAUACCGUUACAAGUGUAACAUUUGUUCUUGUACUAAGGAUGGUUUCCCAUCCUGUACCACCAUGGUCUGCCUGGAAGAUUACGUGUUAGAUAUAAAAUCUCUUAGAGGACUGUUGUCUAGCAAUAGUGUAGCAAAUAAUCGCAUUUCAAUUCCGUUUCAUAAACCGAUUUUAGCCAAAGAUGUGACGAAAUCCAAGAAGUUACAAGAUAUUAAGUAUGGGAUGAAAUGUGUUCCCGGACAGACUUAUAAGAUGGACUGCAAUACAUGCCGUUGUGGAUAUCACAAUAACCUGUUAUGUACUAAGGCGAUAUGCAUCGAUCAAAAGCAGACGGAAAUAAUCAAGGAACCAGAUCCAGAACCGAUACAAACAAAGAAAAGUAGCAGCUCAUCUAAAGUCGUAGACCUAAACAGUAUUAUAGGAAAGAAAAAGAAGAUAAGAAGAAUUAUUAGAAGGGAGAAUAAGAGGUACCUAAACAUAGGCACUACAGGGUUACCUACACUGCCACUCAGUAAUAUUUGCAUGCCAGGAAGAAUUUACCAGAGUGGCUGCCGAAGAUGUUACUGCAAGGCAAAUAAGUCGGCAUCGUGUUCAAAUGAAAAUGCUUGCAAUGAAACAAAAGUGGUUCGACUAUUAAAACCAGAGGACGUUAGGCCUCCGGUGAAGGACAAAGAGUUCAGGGAUCUGCCUGAACUGCCCAACACUGCGGCUCCUUGCGCACCAGGCACCACCUAUAAAGUCGACUGUAAUGUUUGCCUUUGCGAUGAAUUCCAGAAUCUAAUGUGCGACAAAAUGCUAUGUGUUAGCUUUUCUGACGUGCAUAAAGCGGAGGCUAUGCAGAAAUCUGGACUUCCAUGCAACUCCAACGAUUUCACGGAGAAUAUGGUGUUGCAGUCUAAAUGCGUUGAGUGCACCUGUAAUGGCACCACUUUUUGCGUCGCUAAAGCAAACUGCAUCACUGAAGCUGAAACCAUGCAGCGGAGUAUCAGUGGAAGAAGGACAUUCGAUAUGAAAUCAGAAAAAUGCAUACCUGACAAAGUCUACCAUGAUGAUUGCAACAGGUGCUACUGUCAAAAAGACCGCACUUUACGUUGUACGCAGAAAAGAUGCCUCAAUUACAGAGAGGCAGUUGAAUUACAAGAGCAGCAAAAAUACUUACUUGAACAUGGACUUUAAUUCAAUAGCGAUAAAGACGACUAUAGCUUGCACUCCCGGACUUAAACAGGAGCAGCAAAAUACUUAAUUCAACAUGGACUUUAACUCAAUAGCUAUAAAGACGACUAUGGCUUGCAUUACCGGACUUACGAAUAAUGUUUUAAUUUUAAGGGUUUUCUGAAGCAAUGAAUAAAUGUAUUCGAUAA